CGGCGCGGCGGCGCAGGCGCAGUGCGCGCUCUCCGGCGGGCCGGCUGGUCGACCGCGCUCCCCCGGCCGAUCUGUUCAGAGUCUCCGGACCGCUCACCUAGAUGACCAAAAUGGACAUCCGGGGUGCCGUGGACGCUGCCGUCCCGACGAACAUCAUUGCGGCCAAGGCGGCGGAGGUGCGGGCGAACAAAGUGAACUGGCAGUCCUAUCUGCAGGGCCAAAUGAUUUCCAGUGAAGACUGUGAAUUUAUUCAAAGGUUUGAAUUGAAGAGAAGCCCAGAGGAGAAACAAGAGAUGCUCCAGAAUGAAGGCAACCAGUGUGCCAAAACGUUCAUUAACCUGAUGACUCAUAUCUCCAAAGAACAAACAGUUCAGUACAUACUAACUAUGGUUGAUGACAUGCUUCAGGAAAAUCACCAGCGAGUUAGCAUUUUCUUUGACUACGCGAAACGUGGCAAGAACACCGCCUGGUCCUACUUCCUGCCAAUGUUGAACCGCCAGGAUCUUUUCACUGUCCACAUGGCUGCAAGAAUUAUUGCCAAAUUAGCAGCCUGGGGAAGAGAACUGAUGGAAGGCAGCGACUUGAAUUACUAUUUCAACUGGAUAAAAUCUCAGCUCAGCUCACAGAAACUUCGUGGUAGCGGUGGUGCUGUUGAAACAGGAACGGUCUCUCCAAGUGAUAGCUCCCAGUAUGUCCAGUGUGUGGCUGGUUGCCUUCAACUGAUGCUCCGGGUUAACGAAUAUCGCUUUGCCUGGGUGGAAGCUGAUGGAGUAAAUUGUAUCAUGGGCGUUCUGAGUAACAAAUGUGGCUUCCAACUUCAGUAUCAGAUGGUUUUCUCCAUUUGGUUAUUGGCCUUUAGUCCUCAAAUGUGUGAAUAUUUGCGUCGUUACAAUAUCGUUCCCGUCUUGUCCGAUAUUCUUCAAGAGUCCGUCAAAGAGAAAGUGACUAGAAUCAUUCUUGCAGCAUUCCGGAACUUUUUAGAGAAAUCCACUGAAAGAGAAACACGCCAAGAAUAUGCCCUGGCUAUGAUCCAGUGUAAAGUUCUGAAACAGCUGGAGAACUUGGAGCAGCAAAAAUAUGAUGAUGAAGAUAUUAGUGAGGAUAUUAAGUUUCUUUUAGACAAACUCGGUGAGAGUGUCCAGGAUCUUAGCUCAUUUGAUGAAUACAGUUCAGAACUCAAGUCAGGAAGAUUGGAAUGGAGCCCUGUACACAAGUCUGAGAAAUUUUGGCGAGAGAAUGCUGUGAGGUUAAAUGAAAAGAACUAUGAGCUGUUAAAAAUCUUGACAAAGCUUCUGGAGGUUUCAGAUGACCCUCAGGUGUUAGCUGUUGCUGCUCAUGAUGUGGGAGAAUACGUUCGACAUUACCCGCGGGGCAAACGAGUUAUUGAACAACUUGGUGGGAAGCAGCUAGUCAUGAACCAUAUGCAUCAUGAAGACCAGCAGGUUCGAUAUAAUGCUCUUCUGGCUGUGCAGAAGUUAAUGGUUCACAACUGGGAAUACCUUGGGAAGCAGUUGCAGUCUGAGCAACCCCAGACAGCCACUGCCCGAAGCUGAAUUGGAAAAUCCUUUCCCUGAAUCGGAGGCUGUUCCUUCGGUGGCCCAGCAGGAGGGACGAGCUGGAUAACUAGUUGAAAGAUUAAAUCAUUUUAUUUGUGACUUUGGCCUUCUACUGUGGAAGCUCUUUUUUCUCCCCCUAGUUUUCUUCCAAUGCUAUUCUAAUGAAACUCAAUGUACGUUAAGCUCUAUCACUUGAAUAAUUUAAAAUUGCACUUCCUAAAGCUAAAAGAAAUAUGGCUGUUACAGGUACUGCCUUUGUUUUCUGUAUUUAUUGUUGUAUUGAGAUUGAUUGUUAUUAAAGGAUAUACAUUCCAGACCA
Molecule: messenger RNA, 1875 nt
Organism: Ornithorhynchus anatinus (platypus)
Lineage: Eukaryota; Metazoa; Chordata; Mammalia; Monotremata; Ornithorhynchidae
Gene: ATP6V1H
Product: ATPase H+ transporting V1 subunit H
Exons: 14
Coding region: 102-1553 (483 amino acids)
Biological process (GO): proton transmembrane transport
Cellular component (GO): vacuolar proton-transporting V-type ATPase, V1 domain; lysosomal membrane
Molecular function (GO): proton-transporting ATPase activity, rotational mechanism
Source: RefSeq, a predicted model, not a curated record